CCAAAAGUGUGCUGCCAACAAGCGAUCGGAAGCCCUCUCCCUAAUUUGUUCUCUCGUUCUCCUUAAGCUUGCUCAUGGCGAAACCCUACAAAGGAUUCAUCAACGGCUUCCGCAGGCUCUACUCCCACGAAUUCCCGUCGAAUCCUUCGCUGCGAAGCCCCAUUCCUUGGGGUCAGACGCGGUUCUUGAAUUCAGCUCCAUUUCGCUCCAGCCGCUCCGCGAGUCCCUCGCCGCUUCCGGAUCCCGCAUCCUCGAAUCGCUUCUUUAACCGUUUCUUCACUUUGGACUGCAACUCGAGGCGUCAGGGCUCCGAAACUGCCAUCAAGCUGCGAUCUUUGGGUUCCGGGAUCAAGGGGCUCGGUCGGAUCAGCGAAAGUGGGUACGGCUCCCAGAUCUUCUCCAUCAGGAGUCUGAACUUCGGCAAAUAUAGGGUAUUUGGUGGGGGCGUGGGGAAAUCGGUGGUCGAUAAGCCCUUGUCGGCCGUUUCGUCGGCGUUCUCGCGGUACCGCGAGGCGGUCGGAUUGCAAAUGGAUGCGUUUUGGAGGAGGAACUAUAUGAUUCUCGUGGGGGCCGGCGCGGUGGUCGCAUGCUUUGCGCUAUGGAGGAUCAUGUUUGGGAUCGCGAGCACCUUCGUCGGGCUUUCGGAAGGCAUGGCUAAGUACGGGUUUCUUGCGCUCGCGUCUGCCAUUGUCGCUUUCGCUGGCAUGUAUUUCCGUGCAAGGUUCACUAUUAAUCCUGACAAGGUAUAUAGAAUAGCAAUGAGGAGACUGAACACGUCUGCUGGGAUUCUUGAGGUUAUGGGUGCCCCUUUAACUGGGACGGAUGUGAGGGCAUAUGUAAUGUCUGGAGGUCGACCCAAACUGAAGAACUUUAAGUUGAAGUUUGGCGACAAACGGUGUUUUCUGAUAUUCCCCAUCCGAGGAUCUGAAAGGAGGGGCCUUGUAAGCGUCGAGGUCAAGAAUAAAAAGGGCCAGUAUGACAUGAAGCUACUUGCAGUUGAUAUACCAAUGGCUUCAGGGCCUGAUCAGCGGCUGUUCCUUGCGGGCAACGAGCAGGAAUACAGAGUGGGAGGAGGUUUGAUAUCUGAACUAAGAGAUCCCAUAGUGAAAGCAAUGGCUGCAGAGAAGGAAUUUGAAGAUCUAGAUCAGAAGGAGGACGAAGAAGAUGAAAUCAGGGUGCGGGAGGAGGCAGAAAGAAAACAGCGAGAAGAGGAACAAAGAGCACUCGAGGCAGAAAAGCAGCGGCACGAAGAGGAAGAAAGAACAGUUGAUGCAGCUGAUACCAAGCACCGGUGAGCCCAAGGACAGUUGUAGUUCGAAGAGUGAACUUGUGGCUUUACAUAUUUUGUUGUGAAAUUUUCAAGCAUAAGAAUAGCGGCAUGCCGCAUUCAGAGAACUAGAUUUCCAUAAUACACAAAUUUUUUCUCUAGGGAAGUUGAAGGCAGGCUUUCUGUUCCCUGUCAUUGGCAUAAUGGCUUUUAUUGCUUCUGAAGCCUAAUAACAUUCAACGAACUUGUCUAGUCCUUUUAUUGGCUCUUAUAUUUAUCAGGUCCUAAUUGGCCGACCACUUGGCCAUAAGACUGAAGAGGUGAGAUUAUGAGAUAAUACCCUUUCUGUUCA
Musa acuminata AAA Group (dessert banana) is the source of this 1619-nucleotide messenger RNA. RefSeq lists its product as uncharacterized. The transcript has 3 exons. The record is from RefSeq and is a predicted model, not a curated record. Bases 75 to 1295 code for a protein of 406 amino acids. Gene Ontology annotation, cellular component: intracellular membrane-bounded organelle. Lineage: Eukaryota; Viridiplantae; Streptophyta; Magnoliopsida; Zingiberales; Musaceae.